Messenger RNA from Rhinolophus ferrumequinum (greater horseshoe bat), 7166 nucleotides. RefSeq names its product SECIS binding protein 2 like (gene SECISBP2L). Gene Ontology annotation, cellular component: ribonucleoprotein complex. Gene Ontology annotation, biological process: selenocysteine incorporation. NCBI's taxonomy places the organism in Eukaryota, Metazoa, Chordata, Mammalia, Chiroptera, Rhinolophidae. The record is from RefSeq and is a predicted model, not a curated record. Gene Ontology annotation, molecular function: mRNA 3'-UTR binding; selenocysteine insertion sequence binding; ribonucleoprotein complex binding.
UGGGCCCUCCUCGGCUUCCGUCCCAGAUGAUCCCUCCCCGCGGGUGCCGCCGCCUCCUCCAUCUCCCGAAGCGGUAGCCACCUCCUCGGUCAGUGGCGUAGCCGGACUCGGGGUCGGGACCAGCCAGAUAGGGGCGGAGGUCCGGAGCCUGGUCUAGACCCGAGCGGGGGGCCAUGGAGAAAGCGGCCCGAGGCGCUCUCCACACCGACUAAGCGGGCCCGUUGCAGCUGCAGGCGCCAUGGACCGAGCCCCCGCAGACCAGAAUGUCAAGCUGUCAGCUGAGGUAGAGCCAUUUAUUCCCCAGAAGAAGAAUCCUGAUGCAUUUAUGAUCCCUAUGGCACUCCCAAAUGAUAACGGAAAUGUUUCUGGUGUGGAACCAACUCCAAUUCCCAGCUACUUGAUUACUUGUUAUCCGUUUGUGCAGGAAAAUCAGUCUAAUAGACAGUUUCCAUUAUAUAACAAUGAUAUACGAUGGCAACAGCCCAAUCCAAACCCUGCUGGACCAUACCUUGCCUACCCCAUUAUAUCUGCUCAGCCACCUGUUUCUACAGAGUAUACAUAUUAUCAGCUGAUGCCAGCACCAUGUGCCCAAGUUAUGGGAUUCUAUCAUCCUUUUCCUACACCAUACUCCAACACCUUUCAGGCUGCAAGUACUGUAAAUACUAUAACCACAGAAUGCACUGAGCGUCCAAAUCAGCUUGGACAGGUCUUCCCAUUGUCCAGUCAUCGAAGCAGAAACAGUAACAGAGGACCAGUGGUACCAAAACAACAGCUUUUACAACCGCACAUAAAAAGCAAAAGGCCACUGGUGAAAAAUGUAGCUACUCAGAAAGAGACAAAUGCAGCAGGUCCUGAUAAUCGAUCAAAAAUUGUGCUUCUGGUAGAUGCUUCACAGCAAACUGAUUUCCCGUCCGACAUUGCUAACAAGUCUCUUUCGGAGAGCUCUGCCACGAUGCUCUGGAAGUCCAAAGGCAGGAGGAGAAGAACAUCCCACCCUACUGCCGAAUCCUCCAGUGAGCAGGGGGCUAGUGAAGCCGACAUUGACAGCGACAGUGGUUACUGCGGUCCCAAACACGGCACCAACCAGCCCCCAGCAGGGGCUUUGCGAAAUCCUGAUUCUGGCACCAAUGAAUCAUGUGAAUCAUCUAUAUGUGCAGGUGGUGUAAAUUGGUCCAAUGUAACUUGCCAGGCAACUCAGAAAAAACCUUGGAUGGAAAAAAGUCAGACAUUUUCUAGAGGUGGAAGGCAGACUGAACAAAGAAAUAACUCACAGGUUGGAUUCAGAUACCGAGGACAUAGUACUUCCUCAGAAAGAAGACAGAAUUUGCAAAAGAGACAAGAUAAUAAGCAUUUAAACCCCAGUCAGUCUCACAGAGGUGACCCAAAUUCUGACUCUUUAUAUUUGGAGGAUGAAGAUGGGUUUCGAGAACUAAAUGAGAAUGGAAAUGCUAAAGAAGAGAAUAUUCAACAGAAACUUUCUUCAAAAGUAUUGGAUGAUUUACCUGAAAACUCCCCAAUCAAUAUAGUGCAGACUCCAAUUCCUAUUACAACCUCAGUUCCUAAACGUGCAAAAAGUCAGAAGAAGAAAGCUUUAGCGGCGGCCCUUGCCACAGCUCAAGAAUAUUCAGAAAUAAGUAUGGAGCAAAAAAAAUUACAGGAAGCUUUAUCAAAGGCAGCUGGAAAAAAGAAUAAAACACCUGUGCAGCUAGAUUUGGGGGACAUGUUAGCAGCUCUGGAAAAACAACAACAAGCCAUGAAAGCGCGGCAAAUAACUAAUACCAGACCUCUGUCAUAUACAGUGGUCACUGCAGCUUCUUUUCACACUAAAGACUCUACUAACAGAAAACCUUUAACCAAAAGUCAGCCCUGUUUGACAUCCUUUAAUUCUUUGGACAUCACUUCCUCUAAAGCAAAAAAAGGAAAAGAGAAGGAAAUUGCAAAAUUAAAACGGCCCACAGCACUUAAAAAGGUUAUUUUGAAAGAAAGAGAGGAAAAGAAGGGCCGUUUAACUGUGGACCACAAUCUUUUGGGAUCUGAGGAACCAAUAGAAAUGCACUUAGAUUUUAUUGAUGAUUUGCCACAGGAGAUUGUUUCCCAGGAAGAUACUGGACUGAGCAUGCCCAGUGAUACUUCACUCUCUCCCGCAAGUCAGAACUCUCCGUACUGUAUGACACCUGUGUCACAAGGCUCUCCAGCAAGUUCUGGAAUAGGCAGUCCAAUGGCAUCUUCAACAAUAACCAAAAUCCACAGCAAAAGAUUUAGAGAGUAUUGUAAUCAGGUUCUUUGUAAAGAGAUUGAUGAAUGUGUGACUCUUCUUCUUCAAGAGCUUGUCAGUUUCCAGGAACGCAUCUACCAAAAGGAUCCUGUAAGAGCCAAAGCAAGGAGACGCCUGGUUAUGGGCCUAAGGGAAGUUACGAAACAUAUGAAGUUAAACAAGAUCAAGUGUGUGAUAAUUUCUCCAAAUUGUGAAAAAAUCCAGUCAAAAGGUGGCCUGGAUGAGGCUCUCUAUAAUGUUAUCGCCAUGGCACGGGAACAAGAAAUUCCAUUUGUGUUUGCCCUUGGAAGAAAAGCUCUAGGACGCUGUGUGAACAAGCUAGUUCCUGUUAGUGUAGUGGGAAUCUUCAACUACUCUGGUGCUGAGAGCCUGUUUAAUAAGUUAGUAGAACUCACUGAGGAAGCCAGGAAAGCAUAUAAAGAUAUGGUCGCUGCAAUGGAACAAGAGCAGGCGGAGGAAGCCUUAAAGAACGUGAAAAAGGUGCCACACCACAUGGGCCAUUCUCGGAAUCCCUCUGCAGCAAGUGCCAUUUCUUUCUGCAGUGUUAUUUCUGAACCCAUCUCUGAAGUAAAUGAGAAGGAAUAUGAAACAAAUUGGAGAAACAUGGUGGAAACUUCAGAUGGCCUGGAAACAUCAGAAAAUGAGAGAGAGGUUUCCUAUAAACACAACACGUCUGAAAAACCCAGUAAACUUCCUUUUGACACCGCCCCUGCUGAUAGGCAGCCAUCAUUAGUGGCCGCAGGCAGUACUACCUCAGCUGCAAACCCUGGGAAAUCCACAGUGAGUGACAAAGAGGAAGUGAAGCCAGACGACCUGGAGUGGGCCUCACAGCAGAGUACGGAGACCGGCUCUUUGGAUGGCAGUUGCCGAGAUCUUUUGAAUUCCUCCAUCACUAGCACGACCAGCACUCUUGUACCUGGCAUGCUUGAAGAAGAAGAUGAUGAAGAUGAGGAGGAAGAGGAAGAUUAUACUCACGAACCCAUAUCUGUAGAAGUACAGCUCAAUAGUAGAAUUGAGUCUUGGGUCUCUGAGACCCAGCGCACCAUGGAAACUCUUCAGCUUGGGAAAACCCUGAAUGGUUCUGAGGAAGACGAUGCAGAGCAAAGCGGCGAAGAGGAAGCAGAGGUGCCUGAGGGGCUGGAGCCAGGGAUGGACAGCGAGGCCUGGACUACGGACCAGCCAGCAAGUCUGGGGCCGCAGAAGCCCAGCAAGUGCAGCUCUCUGAACAUCGAGCACUCUGAUCCCAGUCGUCCGCCCCCAAAUCUUUAACUCAGGAAAUGGAAGCUUUCUGUCUCCAGCUGUGUAAGGGUUACAGCCAUUAUCUCUUACGCUUCAUCUCAACAUUUUACACUGUCCAGUAUUUAAUACAUGUUUAAUUCCUGACAACAUUUUCGUAGCUGUCUUUUUACUUGUUUUGUUAUGACCUAUAGCUUAGCUUUUAAUUAGCAUAGAAGUGUCUUUCUAAGAACUGUGUGGAAAAUACAGAAUUGUUUCAGCUUAUUUUGUUACGGAAAAUAAUGAUUAAAAGAAGAACAAGAGCACGUUUUAAAGGCAAUAAAUUUAAAAUACCUAUUUAGAGUCAUUUUGAAAGUUGAAGAUCAACUUUCUAAAGUUGAUCUUUAGAUCAACUUUCUGAAGUUCUAAGGAUAGGAGCAGUUAUCAAUGUUUGCUUCAAGACUACGCUUCUUUCAAGUUAUUUGGGCUUCUUUAAGAAAGAACUGGCAGUAGAGUUAAAAAAAACUAAAAAAAAAAAAAGGCUGAGGUUAACAGUCUACAAAGUGUUUUGUGUUAAAAAUUGAUUCAACUUUUAUUUGGUCCAUAAAUGCUUGUUUCAGAAGUCACUGAUCAUUGUAAUCGAUCAGACUUGGGAUGGGUAAAAACGGAGCCUCUGAUACUUAGGCUGGCAAAGGAGCCACCGUGAUAGGUUAGAGCUGGCCUUAUUUGUAGAAAGUGAUAAAUAUUGUCUUUAAUAGUGAAAAGUCACCCAUGAUAGGACCUUCCAGGUUCUGUCUCCUAUUUGCUUCUUACCUCAGGAAUGCUUUUGUACAUAGUCCUAAUUACAUAAAGUAGGCAAAUUUUGACAUUGAAUAACUGUAACUGAUUGUAUGACUGCAGCACUUACAUGUAAACUAUUGAGAAACAAAGUUUUAUACUGAUGUGUUCUCUUGCAUGCUUCUGAUUCAGGACGCUCUGAAUUUGAAAUAUGGAUUUGUUAGGCAAUUCAAACUUACCCUAAGUGAACAACCAUUUCACCUUUUAAAACUACAUAUUUUGCCCCUAGCCUCAAGCACCUGCCAUGUAACACUAACCAUAGUUACUGAUAGGAAGUCAGGGAAAGGAACUUGACACAACUUAUAACUUGUAUCCUGGUUAGUCAGGGCCUGGAAGAGGAAUUUUUGAAGAAAAGAGAAAAUUGUUCUAAUUGUGUUGAAACUAUUAGAUGAUUUAGAGUAUGCAGAUAUACACAGGUAUUAAUUCUUGAUCACUAUUAUUUAUCUCUACCCUUCUCUAGGAAUGUGUAUACCUGCUUGGGAGAAAUUAAACUUACUAGCUAAAUGUUUUAUUUGCUAGUCAGACAUCACCUGGUAGUGAGUGACCGUUACAAGUUUGUAUAAUGAUGAGAGAAUUACAAAUUACUUAUUAUUCUGCCUUCCCUCCAACCCACACACACACACACACACACACACACACACACACACACACACACACACACACACCAGCUUUACAUUUACAAGCUCACACACACACACACAGACACACACACACACACACACCAGCUUUACAUUUACAAGCUCCCAUAAGCAGGCACUGAAUCGAGGAGGGAGGGGUAUUUUCCCUGCCCUGGUUUUAUGGGGCAGGCUUUGCCUCACUGAGGCAGGUGGGAAGAAUUGGACGGAUUCUUUACUGAACUCAUUGGGACUACUGUGCUAGUUUUGAUGUUUUAUAAUGUUGGUAUUUAAUUACUGGAGAGAUCAGAUUUUUGGUUGAUGGUUUAGAAUUUGUGAAUUGUGAGAGUUUAGGAGCAUCGCUGUGUAGAAAAUGUCAGUCUCUCAACUUUCUUAGUGUGCUAAAAGGGGACAUUAUUGUACUGUCCUGUCUAAACUGUUCAGUAUAGACUUAGGCACAAAAUAUCCAGUACUUCAAGGAACACAGCAUGUAAGGAAUGAAGCCUCUGAAAUAAUAAUCAUGGAUUUAUAUGUGGCAGAUCUUACUGUCUACACAUCUGGAAGUGUCAGUUGAUUCAAAGAAAUGAUGGAGUUUUUGAACUACUGACAAUCUUAAAAGUGAAUUUAAAGCCUUUUCAUACUUUUUAAUGGUGUAAAUUUUCUUUGCUCGGUGUCAGUGGUUCAGCGACUCUUGAUCUUGAUUGAGGUAAUGGCUUUUCAAAGGUUUCGUAUAUUUUAUAUCUCUUCUGAAUAAGAAUUGUCAUUUUAGAUUUUUGACAUUUGUAUCAAAAGAGAAGUUGAGGAAAUCUUGCAAACACCAAUAACUUUUCCUUUUGCUAUAGACUUUAGAAGUGUUCAAUUAUGUGUUCGAUAAAUGCUCUUGCACGUGCAGUAUCUUCUGCCAGCAAACGAAAGGGACCACAGCCUUUUUUAUAUGAGACAGGUCACUGACCUCUAGAGGACACACCAAAAUUUAUUAAAGGAAACGAUACUAUGUUGAAAGUAUCCUUAAGUAAGUGUGAAUAAUGUCUUUAUAAUUUGUUUCCUUUGGAUAAAUUCUGGAAUUUGUGUAAAUUAUAUACAAGAGAAGGUGUGAAAAUUAGAGAAGUGGCUUUUUUUGGAUCUAGGGUGAGCGGCUCUUGGAAGACCUAGAGAGAGAUCUAAUGGUGAGUGUAAGGGUUUAUCAUCACAAGAAAUAAAACCAUAGUGAUUUUUUUCUAGUGUGUAGAGGUUUUACUGGCAAUAAUAAUAGAUUUCUAUUUCAAUACAUAAGUGUAUGAAUUGCACUCCCAAAACUAGAUUUCUGGUUUAGUAGGUUCGUUUGCUAUGAAGAUUACUUCUCAAAAGGCAAAUGUUCAUAUUAAUUUUUGGUUUAAAUAUGUUUGUAAAUGAUGUAAUAUAUUUCUUUUGACUAAACAUGGGAAAAUAAUCUGAUAUACAUUGGAAAGUUUUAAAGGCUUUGACUGGAGGUCAUUUUUGUGGAGAUGGUAUUUUAUAUCUUCCAGUAUUUGGAAAAGAAUUAGUCAAAAGGAAUUCACAUAGUUUAAAUACUGAGAAAUUAAUAUCCAAAUAAUGUACUUGUCUGAUUUCUUAAUAAGCCGGGGGAGGCUGGGGGGGGUGGUAAUUGUAAUGUGCAAAUGAGGAGUGAAUUCUACACUCAUGUUUCAGCUCUUUAACCUAAAGCUGUUGAAUCUUCACACGUCAUUACUUUAAUAUAUGUAUAAAGAAGUAUUUCUGUUUGUAAAGCUGCUGUUUGCUUUUAAAAAACCUGUCAUUUAAGUAUUUUCUGUAUGUUGUGCCAACAGGUUAGAACAUUAACUUAUCCAUUUAAAAACUUUAUCUUUUUUUUUUAUUUAAAAAUUUUUCUGUGAAAUAAUUUAUUUACAGACAUCUUCCUUCUCCUUUGCCCCAUCCAACCGUUACACAAAUCACAGAAUCAUCCAAACUGUUUGCCUGAUUGGAAAUCUGAAUCCUAAUUAAUCAUAAAAAUCUAAACUUUGUUGGCACAUCAAACCUUAAAAGUAUGUGUUAUUUUGUAAUUUAAUUUCUAAAUAUAUCACAUAAAUAUAUAAUUUAAUGUCUUAAUUGUAAUGCUCUAAUAAAAAACUAGAAAAAAUAGUACGCAUUAUAACAUGAAGGGAUUUUCAUCUGUUCUUUUGCUGUAUGAAGGAUAAUUGUUAUAUCACAUUUUAGGAAUAAUAACAGCUUUUUUUGCACUAUGUAAA